Messenger RNA from Penaeus indicus, 1794 nucleotides. Its product is annotated as inactive pancreatic lipase-related protein 1-like. NCBI's taxonomy places the organism in Eukaryota, Metazoa, Arthropoda, Malacostraca, Decapoda, Penaeidae. Gene Ontology annotation, molecular function: carboxylic ester hydrolase activity; lipase activity. Bases 35 to 1429 code for a protein of 464 amino acids. The record is from RefSeq and is a predicted model, not a curated record. Gene Ontology annotation, biological process: lipid catabolic process. The transcript has 11 exons.
UCUUGGUGACUUGAUUAAGAAGCUGUGAAAGAAAAUGAAGAUUCAGUUGAUAGUAUUGAUGUGUGUGGUGGCGCUAUCGAGUGCCGCCCCUCAGUCCUCCUACCGCCAUCGAGUCGUUCCUCAGAGGUCAAUAUAUGAUAAUUUUCGUUCCAAGAGCUUCAGUCGUCCAACCCCUGAUGAUAUCGAAUUCAGACUCUACACCAGGGAAUCCCGCAAUGACCCCGACCGCCUCAUGGCCGGUAACCUGACCUUACUCGAAGGGUCAAAGUUCAAGAGCGAAUUGCCUCUGGUCGUCGUUACUCAUGGCUUUUCCGAGACAGCUGAUGAUUCAGUCUGGAUGAAUGCCACGAAAAAUGCUCUGCUUGAUAGGGCAGACAUGAACGUCAUUCUCACCCAGUGGCAAGAGCUGGCCAAUGGUCUCAGGUACGACAUCGCUGCCAGAAAUACCUAUUACGUGGGUAUUGCUAUGGCUGAUCUGCUGAAGUUCCUUGAGAACAACACCGAAGGCUUCAACGGCAGCAAAGUACACCUCGUAGGCUUCAGUCUGGGAGCACAAGUGUCUGGAGUUGCUGGACACAAGUACCCAGGAGUGGCCAGGAUUACAGGCCUCGACCCCGCCGGCCCGCUGUUCGAAGACGGCAACCCGGAGAGCCGGCUUGACGCUUCCGACGCGGACCUCGUCGACGCCAUCCACACCAACGCAGGGUACCUCAUAACGGGACACUUCGGCUAUAACGACCCCGUAGGACACCUCGAUUUCUACGUGAACGGCGGCAAUUCUCAGUGCGGUUGCCCGCCUUUCAUCUGGGAUAGCAUCGUCGAGAUCAUAACACUGUCGCCAGGAGACAUCGACGCUUGCAGCCACGGCCGCGCCCACGAGUAUUUCCUGGAGUCCAUCCUCUCCUCCGAACCCACAGUCGGAUUUCAGUGCCCGGACUACGAGAACUUCGAGGUCGGAGAAUGCUUCAGCACACCUCGAGCUGCUAUGGGUUACGACGUCACACGCGAAGCUAGGGGGGUGUUUUACGUCGAUACGCAGGGUGAGGCUCCCUUUUUCUCUCGCCAUCUGGAAGUGAACUUAACCAUAGGAGAGGGCGAAAGCACAUACCACGGAGAACUGACUUUCCAUACCAUCAUUCCCGGUCGAGAAACAAAGGAGGUUGUUAUGUUUAGUGGCUGGCCUUCCCUCCACCCUGGCGAUCUUCAUAAGACUGCCCUCACCACACCUUCAGGAACCAGCGCUGACGAGGUCCCUAUCGACGUGGUAUUCCAUAAGAACUACCUGCUGCCUCUCUCGCCCAACCACCUCAACGUAGAGAGCAUUGUGCUUGUCGAUACGUACACGGAACAAGAAUAUUGCCUGGCUAGCAAGAAGGUCCUCGAAUCUGGUACGACAUAUUCCCUGAGGGCUACUCUUGGAUCCUGUUGAAUGAAGACCAUUUCUUGAAGUAGUGCAUUUGACGGUGUGAAAUUGACGGCGUCUAAGACCCACAUCCAUUUCAGGAAAACGAAAGAUUUAUGACACCCAUUUCAGCUAGGGAUUUAUAGGGAAAGAAAGAAUUUAAGACGGAAUCAAAUUUCAGCUGGAGAAAUAUAGGAAAACAAAACCCAUUUCAGCAAAGGAUCAACAUAUCAAGAAAAAAAAAAAAAAAAAAAAUAAAGGUAAACCAUAAUUUCAGGAAAAGAUAUAUAGGAAAACAAAAAAAAUAAGGCAUACCCAUUUCAGCAAAGGGUAUAUAGGAAAACAAAAGAUUCAAGACACACCCAUUUCAACUAUGGCUCUAUCGAGAAAAA